Rotaria sp. Silwood2 is the source of this 369-nucleotide messenger RNA. Lineage: Eukaryota; Metazoa; Rotifera; Eurotatoria; Philodinida; Philodinidae. The record is from the annotation of a GenBank genome assembly.
AUGUAUUUAUAUAUGACGAGCUACUAUACCUUUGAACGAUAUUUAAUUCGAAAUAAUUGUUCAAUAUAUGAAUGUAAUCCAUGUGUAUAUGGUCAACCACUUAGUAAUAUAUCCUGUGGUCAUGGUGAACGAAAAUGUUUAGCAGCUGGUGGUAUAUGUAAAACUCAUUCAUGGUAUGAUAAACCUUAUUGUUGUUCAAAUGAACAUAAUGGAUGUUGUCCAGCAAUGCCUGUUGAUAAAAUUCCUCCUCGAGAUCCAAAUAUUUUAUUUCCAUGUCUUCGAAGAUGUUCUUCAGAUGGUGAUUGUCAACCAGGUUACAAAUGUUGUGGAACAUGUUCAUCAAGAUGUCUCGAAGCUUUUAUUCUUUAA